AUGAAUGACAUGUGGAGGGCUAACAUUUCUCUUGAAAGCAUUCUCGAGGAAACGAAAAGGGUAGUGAUUCUAUUGCUCAGAGGAAGCAUGAGUGUUGUUAUCCACAAAUUCCCACAUGGUAGUGGAACUAAGAUGCCAUCACCUGGUUAUCCAACAAGUUUUGAACUUCCAACUCCUAGACAUUCCAGAUUAAGAUUUCCUACUGUCCACCUUGCUGCUUGCCUUCACAAAUCUGCAUUUUCACUUGGAAAGAAGCUGUACUCGCAGUUGUGUUUCUUACACAUAGACCAACCUCCUUUAGUCAAUAAUAUUAAGAGGAUGGCCUGGUCUAUUAGAAGCAGUGCAGAUGGAAACCGAUUAAAUUCAACUCCUGCAGGUAACCCCAGCAGUGGGACCCGACUUAUUAGGGCCAUCCAAGCUAUUAGAAACAAAUCAAUUACAAGACUCAAGGAGUUGCAAAAAAAUCUGCCUGUGAAAUUACUAUUUUUCUUGGUGGGGUUUUAUUGUGCAACUGCCUUUGCCACUGUAAUAGGGCAAACAGGUGACUGGGAUGUUGUAUCUGCUGCUUUAGCCAUGGCUGUAGUGGAGGGGAUUGGUGCUCUCAUGUAUGGAGGCUCUUUUCCUUUAUCCAAUAAGAUGAGGGACCUAGUCACCAUGUUUAAUUAUUGGAAGGCUGGCAUCACACUUGGUCUUUUCCUGGAUUCCUUCAAGUACUAA
This is a messenger RNA of Ilex paraguariensis (yerba mate), 717 nucleotides long. NCBI's taxonomy places the organism in Eukaryota, Viridiplantae, Streptophyta, Magnoliopsida, Aquifoliales, Aquifoliaceae. The record is from the annotation of a GenBank genome assembly.